UAUCCUCUUCUCAUCAGUUCUGAAUCUUGAGGCUUCACCUAUGGAGGGAGCUCUACAAAAGCACUUCCACACCUGCAAUUCAAUUCUUUAUUCCAAUUCUAUCCUUUACCCUGUUAGAAGAGAAUUAGUAGGAGGAGGGAAGAAGCAUCAUCAUAAUUUGGGAGAAAAAAGAUCAGGUGGGUCAAAGUGCUUUUUGGGUAUCUCUGCUUCUGCUUCCAAAAAUCAACAACAAAUCAAGGUACAUGCAAGUAGAAGAUCGAGAAGGGGAAAUCAAAGUAGUGAUACUUAUGUAGUUUUGGAGCCUGGAGAAGAUGAGAAGUUUGUUUCAGAAGAAGAAUUGGAAGCCAUUUUGAAGGGUUGGCUGCAAAAUUGGGCAGGGCCUCUUCCACCUGAUCUCUCACGCUUUGAAUCCAUUGAGGAAGCUGUUUCUUUCUUGCUCAAGUCCGUUUGUGAACUCGAAAUCGAUGGAGAUGUUGGCUCUAUCCAAUGGUAUCAAGUCCGUCUCGAGUGACUCGACCGUCCUAAUGUAUUUUGCUUUGUUUUCGACUUCAAAUCUCCUUACUUUUUCCGGGUGUAUAAUCAUCUAUUAGCUUAAAAUUUUGAAUUUAGUGAUAGUUAACUUAGCGAUAGAGAGCACGGAAGUCUUCUUUAAAGUAAUUUUUAUGGUUACAAAUUAUCAAGCUUUGCUUCGUUCUUGAUUUCAAAUGUCAUUACUUUUUCGGGUGUUAA
This is a messenger RNA of Momordica charantia (bitter melon), 729 nucleotides long. RefSeq names its product chlororespiratory reduction 7 (gene CRR7). Gene Ontology annotation, cellular component: chloroplast stroma. NCBI's taxonomy places the organism in Eukaryota, Viridiplantae, Streptophyta, Magnoliopsida, Cucurbitales, Cucurbitaceae. The record is from RefSeq and is a predicted model, not a curated record.